GACUGUUGGAGCUCCACAAUCGUCUUCCCGAGCAGCAUUAUAGUUCGGAAAAUGCAGCGGAUAGGAGCAAUUUCCAAACCAAUGUGUGUCUAUUCUCCAAUUCCUCCCUUACAGAAUUCCAAUCCCACAAAGAAAUUUCCAACAAAAUUUCCAAACCCAUUUUCUCAGUUGCACAAAUUUUCUCAUUUCUCUGUCCAGAAGAGCAAAACAACUCAAACCCAUUUCACUUUGAAAGUUUCUUCUUCAGUUGGAGGUACAGAAACUAUGGAGGAACCUGCGACCAAAGUUAAAUUUCAGACAUCUUUAAGUUUGCCUGGUUGCUCAAGUUCAUUGUCUUUGCUUGGAACAGGAUACAGGGAGAAAGUAUUUGCCAUUCUUGGUGUUAAGGUCUAUGCUGCGGGACUAUAUGUCAAUCCAUCCAUUAUAAGUGAAUUGAACAAAUGGAAAGGACGGUCAGCAGCUGAUAUUCAACAAAAUUUGUCCUUCUUUAAGUCUAUGUUUGAGGCUCCGUUUGAGAAAUCAUUACAGAUUGUCCUGGUGAGAGAUGUGGAUGGUAAAACAUUCUGGGAUGCUCUGGAUGAUGCCAUAUCCCCAAGAAUUAGAGCACCCACCCCUGUUGAUGAAUCUGCUCUGUCAACAUUCCGUAGAAUAUUCCAAGGACGAUCUCUUAAUAAAGGAACUUUUAUCUUUCUAACUUGGCUGGAACCUUCCAAAAUGCUUAUCUGUGUCUCAAAUGAGCUACCAUCUGGCAUAGAUGCUAUGGUUGAGUCAACCGAUGUCACUCUUGCACUCUUUGAUGUGUUUUUCGGAAAUGCUCCAGUCUCUCCUUCUUUGAAAGCCUCCGUUGCCAAUGAGCUGGCAGAAAUACUCAAGUAAAUAUCAUAAGUUAUUUUCUUUACAUCUGUUUCUGUAAUGUGGCUAAGUUGAUUUGUUCACUGCUUCAUUGCUUAAGAUAUGCUGAAAAUCUUCAAUCUGUGAAUGUACUCAUAAGCCUUCUUUGCAUACCUUAAAUACUUCUGCAUGCACAUAUCAUUUUCAAUAUUAACUAUUUACACACCAUUGGGGAAGGAUUUACUGCACCUGCUUUUGUUCUUUUGUUUUAUGUUAUACCAUUCCAUACCUUACUAUGGAUUCAUUUUCAGUGUAUUCAUGAUGCCAAAUAAUGUAUGGCCUCUCAUAGUUAUUCUUGAAGGACAAAAAGUCUUGGUAAUCUAGUCCAACAUCAAAAGAUUCCUAGAUACUUGGUGCAACAAGUAGUAUACUGGUAUCUAGGGUGAUGAGCUUAGCCAGUAAAUAUAAUCUUCUCAUGUUGCUUAUAGUUUCUUUUUUGCUUGCCAGGUAUUUCCCUUGUGUUAGGGUAGGCAUUAGUUCUUUGG
This is a messenger RNA of Rubroshorea leprosula, 1376 nucleotides long. The record is from the annotation of a GenBank genome assembly. Lineage: Eukaryota; Viridiplantae; Streptophyta; Magnoliopsida; Malvales; Dipterocarpaceae.